Molecule: messenger RNA, 624 nt
Organism: Thermochaetoides thermophila DSM 1495
Lineage: Eukaryota; Fungi; Ascomycota; Sordariomycetes; Sordariales; Chaetomiaceae
Exons: 8
Coding region: 1-624 (207 amino acids)
Biological process (GO): coenzyme A biosynthetic process
Cellular component (GO): phosphopantothenoylcysteine decarboxylase complex
Molecular function (GO): phosphopantothenoylcysteine decarboxylase activity; FMN binding
Source: RefSeq, a predicted model, not a curated record
AUGGUCCUCCUCCAGUGUAUCCGCUUUCGUGUCCUGACCUAUCACUGCCUUCCAGUCCCUGUCAUCGUCCAAGCCCUGGCGAAGUAUAAGGGUGUUCUCUCCAUCCGGAUCGUUUUAACCGAAUCGGCCACACACUUUCUGGCUGGCCAAAGCCCAGAACAGCCUACAGUCUUGUCUCUUUUGCACCUGCCAAAUGUCGAUGCCGUCUACCGAGACCAAGACGAAUGGGGUCCUCAACCAUGGAAGCGCGGCGCAAACAUCCUCCAUAUCGAGUUGAGGAGAUGGGCCGACUUGAUGGUAGUAGCGCCCCUCAGCGCCAAUACGCUAGCCAAGGCCAUGUGGCGACACCCAAUCACUGAGAAACAGAUGCGUGUCCUUGAGCAAGACUGGGGCGUAAAGGAAGACGUCCAUAUUGCAGGCCGCACGAGGGCGAUUAUGGGGUGGUUUGAGGUUCUUAAGCCAAUCAGCAAAACGUUAGCUUGUGGGGACACUGGAGGUGCAAUGGCCUCGGUAGAUACCAUCUGCGAGGCUAUCGAGCAAAGAUUGGAACUGAAUGACGCUUUGGAGGCGAAAACCAUGGAGGAUGAAGAACAACGUCGGGCGCAGGCAUUAGCCAAUGAGUGA